UUAGUUUUGUUUGUUGUUCCCCAGGAAGUGAAUAUAAAUCAAUUUUCAAUCGUGAAAGUAUUCAAUUUAGAAAGAAGUGUUGAGAAGAAGGAAAUCAGUAAACAGAGUGGAGAAUAGUCGUGCUAACUGGCGUUAAUAAUGAAGAAAAGUAAAUAUUUCGUGACCAUUUGUUUCAGAUUGUUGUUGUUGACGUUUUAUUCUGGUCUUCGCUUAUGCAGUGGAGAUAGAAAGAUUGUUAUGAAUUUCGAUUGCAUGAAAGGCGUAUUCUACUUCAAGUGUACAAAUGAAGGUCUUAAGAUUACAGCGAAUGAUAAAAAUGCGACGAUAAUCAUUGAAGAAGUUCAACAGCAACAGCAACCACAGGAACUUGUGAUUAAUUCAUCAAUGUUUUUCAUUCCACCAGAAAUCUUCAAUCGAUUUAAUGACGUUCGUGAAUUCAUUGCGAGAAACACUUCAAUCGAAGAGAUUUAUUUCGAGACAUUUGGUAAAGCUAGCGAACUUCGAUAUCUCAUUUUAUCGCACAACAAAAUAAAAAUUUUGACGGACUUUCCAUUUAGUAAUGCAACAUAUCUCCAGUCACUAAAGCUUCAGAACAAUGAAAUCUCUUCAAUCAGCUCGUUUGCUUUCUUCGGUCUGACUGAGCUUAGAGCUUUGAUCUUAUCAUUUAAUCGAAUUUCAAAUUUACCGCUUCACCUCUUCAGAUCACUUGAAAGUCUUGAUGAUUUACACCUCGACAAUAACUUCAUUAAAAUCAUUUCCUUUGAUCAAUUCGCACAGAAUCUUGAGUUAACGACAUUGAAUUUCGACCACAAUGAUAUUUCGUUUAUCGACAACAAUACUUUCGCACAUCUGAAAAAACUGGAAAGCUUGAACUUGAAUAAUAACAUUUGCGUUGAUAAAAGAAUCGUUCCAUGGAAAUCUGACGUUUAUAAAGAAUUAAAAUGUUGCUCGGACUCAAUUCUUGAUCUCGAGGAGUGUGCAGUAAUAAAAGCAGAACAGACAUUCGGUGAUCAUGAACUUUCACCUAGUCAUGUUCCUUUAAUUUUCCUUCUCUUCUUCUCAAUCUUCUUAAAUAUUGUCGGGAUCUCAUAUUGCGUAAUUUACAGACGCAACGCUAACCGCGAUGGUCCAAUAGAUAAUAUGGAGCUGAUAACAAGUGAUCUAAAUGGAGAAGCUUAUCAAGUUUAUUAAAGUAGAACACACAGAUUUGUAACUACACUUGACGAUAUACAUAAUGAAUCAGCAUACUAAAAUCAAGUAUAUUUAAAUAUUAAAUGACCAUAUAAAGCUCUUGCAUGAGCGUGACGAUUGUACUAAAUUUUGAAGUCAUAAAAUGUAAUUUAAAUGUUAAGAACAAUGAUCUUCAAGAUAUUUUAUUCGAUAAGAAUGUUGAAGCUAUACAUAAUAAUAUCACAAUUAUUAAAAAAAUUACAAUUUCCUUAAACAUUUUACAACAUACGAAUAUAAUUAAGACAAAUGUCGCUGCUGAAGCUAUCCAAAAAGCUUGUUUGUUAUUUUUGUACAUAUCUUUAAUAAAGUCACUUAAGGAGUUUGUUAUUGUUUGCGAGACACUUUCUAUGCUUUCAGCCACAUUAAAGUUGAUAUCUAAAGGUGCAGCAUAAGUUGCUUUUAUAAACGAUAAUGGAAUGACAAUCCAAAAUACUAGAAAAACACUGAAUCGAAAUAAACUUUAUUAAUAUAAUUGAAACAUUACAAUUUAAAUUUAUUUCUUCACCUUAAAUUCAUUUCUAAUUUCAUUAAAAAUUGAAAACUAUUUAAAAAGUUAAAACUGAACUGUACAGAAGCGAUAGCAAAAUAAAACUGUUCAUCUUUAUGCUUAUUUAGUGAAAAUAUAUUUUUAUGAUUCAGUUACAAGUUUAUAAUUGAAAUGAAUGAAUAUCCUAAUCGUGACGUAUCGAAUG
Molecule: messenger RNA, 1922 nt
Organism: Clunio marinus
Lineage: Eukaryota; Metazoa; Arthropoda; Insecta; Diptera; Chironomidae
Source: the annotation of a GenBank genome assembly